Molecule: messenger RNA, 1180 nt
Organism: Oncorhynchus gorbuscha (pink salmon)
Lineage: Eukaryota; Metazoa; Chordata; Actinopteri; Salmoniformes; Salmonidae
Product: ras-related protein Rab-25-like
Exons: 5
Coding region: 126-761 (211 amino acids)
Biological process (GO): exocytosis
Cellular component (GO): recycling endosome
Molecular function (GO): GTP binding; GTPase activity
Source: RefSeq, a predicted model, not a curated record
UGACUUGCAAAGUGUUUGUGCGGUUCUUUUAAAUCUGAAGAUUAGGGUGAGUGGCUUCUGGGGAAGUGUCAUCUUUCCUUUCUCCCCUCACACUCUUGAGAGCUGGACCACUGAAGGUGUACCUCAUGGGUUCAGAUGAGGCCUACAACUUUGUCUUUAAGGUGGUUCUCAUAGGUGAGUCUGGCGUUGGCAAGAGCAACCUGCUCUCCCGCUUCACCAAGAACGAGUUCAACCACGACAGCCGCACCACCAUCGGGGUGGAGUUCAGCACACGCACAAUUCAACUGAAAAGUCUCAUAAUCAAGGCUCAAAUCUGGGACACGGCUGGGCUGGAGCGUUACAGGGCCAUCACCUCUGCUUAUUAUAGAGGAGCUGUCGGAGCACUAUUGGUCUAUGACAUCACCAAGCAUCUGACCUAUGAGAGUGUGGAGCGCUGGCUUAAGGAGCUAUAUGACCAUGCAGACCCUCACAUCGUAGUCAUGCUGGUGGGCAACAAAACUGAUCUGGGGUCAGAGCGAUCAGUGCCCACUGAGGAUGCCAAGGACUUUGCAGAAAAGAAUGGCCUAUUGUUCUUAGAGACAUCAGCCUUGGAGUCCACAAACGUUGAGACUGCAUUCCAAAAUGUCCUUGGAGAGAUUCACAGGAAGGUGAGCAGUAAAGAGGUGACCCGGGGGUCCAUUAGUGCCGUGUCUCUGGCCAGCCCCGUCCCCAGAGCUGCAGGCGACCCUGAAGAGAAGAAGCCCUGCUGUAGGAACCUCUGAUGGGACAAACCACCCCCUCAUGUGGAAUAGAGCACUCCAUCUUCCUCUAGUUAGUGUGCCCAAAGGGUGCAAGCCUGAUUGAAAAGAAUGAUGCUGAUCAAGACCACUCUGAUGUGACAUAGUUACAUGUUGGCAGACAGAAUGAGUUUUCCAUUCCUAAAGAUGAUGGAAUGUGUAUGUACAUGGCUGGGGGUACAUUUUACCCCCAAAGAAUCCAGCAAUCAUUUGAAUAUAAAAAUAUAUCAAACAGCAUUUUUGUGUAAACUUCUAAGAUUCAAUGUUGCUUAGGAUGAUUUUAUUUUUAAAGGUAGUCAACUGAUGUACAGAAUAUUUGCAUUUUUAGUGACUGAGGUUGGACAACAAGUGCCAAAACCAUGUUUUUACACAAAGCUUGAUUAAUUAAAUUUGCUGUCACUGUU